Esox lucius (northern pike) is the source of this 596-nucleotide messenger RNA. RefSeq names its product ribosomal protein L23a (gene rpl23a). The transcript has 5 exons. Gene Ontology annotation, cellular component: ribosome; cytosolic large ribosomal subunit. The record is from RefSeq and is a predicted model, not a curated record. Bases 83 to 550 code for a protein of 155 amino acids. Gene Ontology annotation, biological process: translation; ribosomal large subunit assembly. Lineage: Eukaryota; Metazoa; Chordata; Actinopteri; Esociformes; Esocidae. Gene Ontology annotation, molecular function: rRNA binding; structural constituent of ribosome.
GCCAGUCUCGCGAUAUACCGGUGAAGUUUACUUGCCCCUGCAUUAUAGCGGAGGAAACCCCAAGUGCUCUUCCUUUCUCAACAUGGCACCGAAGGCGAAGAAGGAAGCUGUCCCUGCCAAGACUGAGGCCAAGGUGAAGGCUCUGAAGGCCAAGAAGGCUGUUCUGAAGGGAGUCCACAGCCAGAGGAAGAAGAAGAUUAGGACCUCUCCAACCUUCCGCCGCCCCAAAACCCUGCGCCUCCGCAGACAACCCAAGUACCCCCGCAAGAGCGCCCCACGCAGGAACAAGUUGGACCACUAUGCCAUCAUCAAGUUCCCUCUGACAACAGAGUCCGCCAUGAAGAAGAUCGAGGACAACAAUACCCUUGUUUUCAUUGUAGAUGUCAAGGCCAACAAGCACCAGAUUAAACACGCGGUCAAGAAACUGUACGACAUCGACGUGGCAAAGGUCAACACAUUGAUCAGGCCUGAUGGGGAGAAGAAGGCUUACGUGCGUUUGGCUCCAGAUUAUGAUGCCUUGGAUGUUGCCAACAAGAUUGGUAUCAUCUAAACGGCUGCUGGGGUGUUGUACAAAGGAAUAAAUGUUUGUAAAAACA